Molecule: messenger RNA, 3359 nt
Organism: Eremomyces bilateralis CBS 781.70
Lineage: Eukaryota; Fungi; Ascomycota; Dothideomycetes; Eremomycetales; Eremomycetaceae
Exons: 4
Coding region: 501-2933 (810 amino acids)
Source: RefSeq, a predicted model, not a curated record
UAGUCUUAGAGCGCCUCGCCCUUCUCCAAUAUUACCUACUUCUGCCACGCCAUCGAGGAGAUCGCACUCGGGCGCGUGGAGUUAAUGGGCCUAGUACUGGCCCACUGACGUUGGUUCAGCACGUGUGAAAACUGGACAGGUCGGAGAUUUAUCGUUGAAACCGCCCAGUGCCCACGCACGUCAGGCGUUAGGAUUGCACCGUUAAUCGCUUACAUAUCUCCGUGCUUGCUCCACAGCGCGAGCGUGUUUCCUCUUCUACAUUCCACGAGCAUCUUCUCGAUUCAACCACCUCCAGAAGACUCAAAACGAUCAGCCCCGCUUGGGAUACAUCGAUGUCUCAUUGACUCAGGUCUUGGGAACGACUCAGAUCGAACAGUGGCCGGCAACAAUAUCGCACUCUCACUUGAAGGAGGAAUUAUACUCCAGUGGUUCGAGUCAUCUCUACCCCUCAAACUGAGAAGAAGGAGCCAUUGUGAAGUGGCUGUGAAUACACCGUCACGAUGUCAGACGGCGUGGUAUACCACGGGUAUGAGCCGGGUCAAGUUGUCUCUGUCAAGUACACCCCAGGCAUCAUCGUUGCUUCGUGGUUUGUCAGUCUUGUCGGUGCAGUAACGACAGUCGAACUGCUGCAUCGGCGUAAGUCAAGAAAAGGAUGGGGUAGUUGGUUACAAUUGGGAGCAAUAUCUGUCUCCUUCGGCCUUGUUGCGAUUUGGUGUAUGCACUUCGUCGGAAACCGGGCCAUAGUUCUUGGGGACGGCAACAUCGACAUUCAGCUGCAUUACAACCCUGGCUUCUCAGCCCUGUCCGCCUUCUUACCUAUCUUAUUUCUGUUUCUCGGCUUUAAGACAGUGGAACUGAGGCAGCCGGGUGAACGGCUCUUCUGGCCCUGCCUCGUCAUCGCCGGCUUCGUCGCGGGCUUGUCGAUCAUGGGGAUGCAUUACAUUGGCAAUUUUGGGAUCAACAAUUACACGCUCCGCAACCCCCCCCACUUCAUCAUAGCGGCCGAUCUAAUCGCUUGCUUCUCGUGCAUAUUGGCUUUGAGUCUGUUCUUCUAUUUCAGAGAACGUUGGAUCAAUAGCAUCUCGAGACGUCUGCUUUGCGCUUGCAUCCUUGCAUGCGCUGUAUCAGGCAUGCAUUGGGUGGCAACGAUCGGCACGACGUAUAGGUUCAGUCAAGUGCAAGAGAUGGAAAAAAUUGAUCGAAAUAUACACUUGAUAAUCGCUCUUGUGAUGAGUUUCCUAGCAAUCUGUGCAUGUGUUGGAGUCACUGUCGUCCAACACAUCCGCAAAAUGGAGAUUGCCGACCGCGCACAGCAUGUCCUCCUCGCGUCUGCAACAUUUGACCCUGACGGUCGACUUCUGGUGACUCAAGACGGACUGCUCCCUUGCCGGAAGGUUACCAAAUCUUAUAAUCAACAGUCCUUCGACGAUGAUUUCAACACUGCCCACCCUGUGUUCCAAUGGCUCUUCCGUGUCACUCACAAUUGGAGUAGUGUGACGGAGCUGGUCCCAGCAAUGCGGAGUCAUUUGAAACGCGAAAGUGUCAAAGAAACCUCGAUCGACAAGAGCCGUGUCCCUCAGUCCGGGUGGGGCGAGCUUGAAGGCACUGACGAGUAUUCGCUCAUUUUCCGGGAGUAUUUCUGUGUUGCCGCGUCCGAUCUUGCCGCAUCGAUGGACGCCCCGCUACCCAAUAUCGGCGCACUUUACCACAAGAUCCUAAUGACUGGCACUGUCUCGCCGGAAUUCCGACUCAAAACCCCGCGAAACCCCGAUGUCGAGUCUGGGAGAUCCACUCCAAACAUGUUCGGUCGCGGCCAGCUCCUAUUUCUCGUCCGAUCAGUUGAUCGUGGGGGGGCUAAUCGAUUGAUUGGGAACGGGUAUCGCUUUGCCAUGCCCAACCAGGUCGGCGACAUCAUUGGAAAGAGCAUGCAGAUUCCCACUCCAGAACUUAUUUCGACGGUGCUUAGUUUGCGCCAGUAUGCUCGAAACAAACUUGAAGCCCCUCAGGGGGGGACUUUCCUCGCCAGUUUCACCCUUCGUGCUCCAUUGAAGGGCAACUGGGAGGUCCUUGUCUCCUCCCAAGGUCCUGAUGUUGGCCAACUCCCGAAAGUACGACUUUCUUCUACUCCGCUUGAGUCGUGGCAGCUAAAUUUCCUGGGGGAAAUGGAGGGCUGCUCUUUGAACCAGUGCGUCCGAUAUCUAACAAAGCUCUCCGAUUCCUCCAAUGCCGUCGAAGCCGAAUUUGCGGACGUUGUCGUCGACGCUAUCCGAGAGUUGACCGAGAUGGUUCCCGAGCCUUUCUUCGGACAAUCCAUCUUUUCGUCUAAGCCAGUGAACCUGAAUUCGGCACGAGGCAGUCCAAACCAGGCACCCACUUCACUACUACCUUUCUGUAUUAUCCCCGAUGUACACCACGCCCUCAUCAAAUCUGCCGAUCGGGUCACAUAUGUUCCCCUGAGCUUCUUCCGUUGCAGCCAGCGCGUGUACAACAACUCGCCAGAUCACGCCCAUCUCGAACAGAAGAUCCAUCGCGAGUUCGCUGGUAUCCUCUCUACGAAGGAUCUCAUCUCCGCCUCAGACUCUUUGCCAUCCUCGAGUGUCAAGUCCUCCACCCACAAAAUCCGCAAGAAGUGGCAAUUUUCCGAAGGCACCACGCCGCGGAACAGUAUCGGGGUGAACCUCGAGUCUUCCUCGGAGAACGACCUAGUUGGUAGCGAUAAUCGCCAAGGCAGCAUGGACAUGUCUGCCUAUCCCUUCGGUGGCAUCAUGGUGAGCUCCGACGUGGUCAUGGAGAUGGCAGAUACCAAGGGUGACAACCAUAUUGAGUUGCAGGAUCUUGGCAUAACUUCCCAAGCUGGCACUGCAGAUGCCGAGCAAGCGACGUACGUCGAUGAAUUGUUCCGCCUAACAAGCAUGAGAUGGCAGCGGUCGUAAUCUUGGGUUUGACACCCCCCCCCUUUUCUACCUUAUCCAUAAUACACCUCUUUUGAUAUACCUGGGAACUUUGGAGUUCAUAUGGCUUGUUGAUUUAUUACUCCUGUGCUCGAAGGGUCGAGUUUGGGACGCACCAAUAUCUUGCAGGAAUUUUAGCUGGUACACGGGACUCUUUUGCGUGAGGGAGCGUCUGGUCGGUGUUCCGGGCUAGAAGGGAAUCACUCGCGUAUUCACGGCUGCUAUUUCGUUGGUAUGGCUCAUCGCGGCUCACAGUGCCUGAUGAUUCUUUCGUUAAUAUCCCUGUAAUUGGAUAUCUGAUGAGAGAAUCUGGUCUGGAUUUUAGGAUUUCCUUGUUCAGAUCCCUAGGCAAAAUCACCUAGAGGCGUAUGGUUUGCGUCCUCCGGAGUAGUGCCCGUUGGCAUUCUU